GCACAGGGAGGCGGGCCAAAGGAUAACUUUCUCAACUCCUGAUUUGAUGAUCUGCGGAUUUCCCACUGUCAGUAUGUCACUUCGGGUUUAGUGUUCCGGGCUUUGUCCUGCCUCCUCACGCCGCGCAGCUCUCAGGGAUCAAAAGUAUCUUGCGCUUUUUUUUUUUUUUCUUUCCAUGAAAGCUCUUCACCAUCAGUCUGAGAUCUGGGCUUAAGGGGAGAGGAUCUGAGGGGCCCAGUUUGACUGAGAGAUAAUUCCCUAUACUUUCAGACAUGGCGCUUUCGUGAAAAAGCCAGUCUGAGGAUUUUGGAAGGGAUCUAACUUUUUAAAUAAAGCCCGUCUUUUUUUUUUCUGCACCAGCUGCGGGCACUCACCAUGGAGAUGCAAAGAUGGACCAUCAGGUGGAAAACGAAAAGGCGUCUAUUAGAUUCAACGUUAGUGGCCGUGGGCACGUUAUUUCUGAUUCUGCAAAGUGUCAAAGCAGCUCAAACUGUGGAUGUACUAAAAGCGUUAGACUUCAAGAGCUCUCCUGAAGGAGUCCGGAAAGCAGCAGGUUUCUGCACAGUCCGUAAAGGAUCCAAACCCGACGUAGCUUAUAGAGUGGCCAAAAAUGCUAAGAUCAGCGCUCCAACCAAACAGCUCUUCCCAGGAGGGGUUUUCCCUGAAGAUUUCUCCAUUCUGUUCACCAUCAAGCCCAAGGCUGGACUCCGAUCUUUCCUCCUGUCCAUGUACAACCAACAAGGCGUCCAGCAGCUGGGUGUGGAGGUGGGCCCUGACCCCAUCUUCCUGUAUGAGGACCAGCAUGGCAGACCCGCCCCAGAGGAGUACCCUUUGUUCCGCUCCAUCAACCUUGCUGAUGGCAAGUGGCACAGAGUCGGCAUCAGUGUUGAGAAGAAGAGUGUUACCAUCAUUGUGGAUUGUAAGAAGACGGUGACCAAACCACUUAAAAGAAGCGACCAGGCUGUAAUAAACACCGAAGGCAUUACAGUGUUUGGCACCAGAAUCCUGGAAGAUGAGGUCUUUGAGGGGGAUAUUCAGCAGCUUUUGAUCGUGGGAGACCCCACGGCAGCCUACGACUACUGUGAACACUACAGCCCUGACUGUGAAACACCCAGCCACCAUGACACCCCACAGGCCCAGGAACCAGAGGAAGAGUACCCUGUCUAUGAAUAUGGUGAAUUCUAUGACUACAGUGAAGGGGAAGUCGCCACUGAUGCUCCCCCUACCCCCGGAGCAAAGGCUGAGACAGUUGCUGGUGGAGACUACUACACUGGCGAGUACGACUACACCUUAGUGGAUGGGAGUCAGCCUGAACCUCCGACUGAGUCUUCCAGACAAGGCGAGACUUACGAUGCAGAAAUAGUGGACGAUUACGUCACCGGUAUGGAGGAGGUGGGAGUGGACCCCACCGCUCCUGUGGAGGCUGCUGCUCCUGUGGAUCAACCUGGGAAGGAGUAUCCUGAAACUGACGUGAAAGAGUUUAAGGAAUACGACAUGAAGGAAUACGACACCAAAGAGUUUCUGGAGAAACCCUACAACUAUGACAAUUACGGAGAUUACGGCGACUACGGUCCCACCCAAGCAAAGCCGACCCCUGAGGUUUAUGAGGAUGAGUUCGGUCCCGCUGUCCCAGCAGAGAGAGACAUCGGUGUGAGUGGGGGUUAUAAUCACUUGGGACAAAAAGGAGAGAAGGGUGAACCUGCAGUCAUUGAGCCUGGGAUGCUUUUAGAAGGACCCCAAGGAGGCCCUGGCCCAGCAGGUGUCCCUGGCAACCCAGGAUCACAAGGACCCCCAGGUACUCCAGGAGAUCCUGGUGAGAGGGGUCCACCAGGCCGCCCUGGUAUUCCAGGUUCAGAUGGGGUCCCUGGGCCUCCAGGUACCAUUCUGAUGUUACCAUUCCGUGCAGGCGGUGAAUCACAUAAGGGACCUGUGAUAACAGCCCAAGAAGCCCAGGCUCAGGCUAUCCUAUCUCAGGCUAGACUAACAAUGAGAGGCCCCCCAGGGCCGGUUGGGAUGGCAGGAAGGUCUGGACUUUUGGGACCCCCCGGAGCUCCUGGACUCAAAGGUGACAGUGGUGACUCAGGGCCACAGGGACCAAGAGGUCUUCAAGGUCCAACUGGUCCCCCAGGGAAAGUAGGAAAAAGGGGUCGCAACGGAGCUGACGGUGCGAGAGGAAUGCCAGGAGAGUCAGGUGGCAAGGGUGACAGAGGUUUCGAUGGCCUCCCUGGUCUUCCAGGAGAGAAAGGACACAGGGGAGAACAGGGAUCCACAGGCCCUCCAGGGCCACCAGGAGAGGAUGGGCCAAGAGGUGAAGACGGCCAGGUUGGACAGAGAGGAGUGGCUGGAGAAGGUGGCCCCAGAGGUUUGCUUGGCCCCAGAGGAUCCGCAGGUCCCCCAGGACAACCUGGUCUUUCUGGACUGGAUGGACAACCUGGUCCCAAAGGAAACAUGGGUCCACAAGGAGAGCCAGGUCCUCCUGGGCAACAAGGCCUACCGGGUCCACAUGGUCUUGUUGGUCCUCAAGGUCCAAUUGGGCCUCCUGGUGAAAAAGGACCUCAAGGGAAGCAAGGCCUGGCUGGACUGGCUGGUGCCGAUGGCCCUCCUGGUCACCCUGGGAAAGAGGGACCUCCUGGAGAGAAAGGAUCCACGGGUUUUCCUGGUCCCAUAGGAUCCAUCGGCUAUCCUGGUCCUCGUGGUGUAAAGGGCGCUGAGGGAGUCCGAGGCGUCAGAGGCGACAAAGGAGAAAAGGGAGAAGAUGGGUUUCCUGGUUUCAAAGGGGACAUGGGCAUCAAGGGGGACAAGGGUGAAGGUGGCGUGCAAGGACCCAGAGGAGAAGAUGGCCCGGAGGGUCCAAAGGGCAAAUCGGGACCAGGUGGAGAGGCUGGCCCCCUGGGUUUAGCUGGAGAGAAGGGAAAACUUGGAGUCCCUGGAUUGCCUGGGUACCCUGGAAGACAAGGCUCAAAGGGUUCGAAUGGAUUCCCCGGUUUCCCUGGAGCAAAUGGUGAAAAAGGAGCAAGGGGAACCGCUGGCAAAUCAGGCCCUAGAGGGCAACGUGGACCAACAGGUCCGCGUGGAGGACGUGGCGCAAGGGGGCCAACAGGAAAGCCUGGAGCGAAGGGCACCUCGGGCAGCGAUGGACCUCCGGGCCCACCCGGAGAGCGGGGACCUCAAGGACCUCAGGGACCUGUCGGUUUACCCGGACCCAAAGGACCCAAUGGCCCACCAGGGAAAGACGGGCUGCCAGGUCAUCCUGGACAGAGAGGAGAGACGGGUUUCCAAGGAAAGACUGGACCUCCAGGACCUGGAGGGGUGGUCGGACCUCAGGGACCAACCGGAGAGACAGGACCAAGUGGUGAACGAGGACACCCAGGCUCCCCUGGUCCACCUGGAGAGCAAGGUCUGCCUGGGGCUGCAGGGAAAGAGGGAGGAAAGGGGGAUCCAGGUCCCGGAGGUCAUUCUGGGAAGGUGGGACCAUCUGGACUGAAAGGUUUCCAAGGGGCAAGAGGUCUCCCAGGAGCCAUGGGUCCAGGUGGCUUAAAGGGAGGAGAAGGACCUCAGGGUCCCCCCGGCCCCAUCGGUUCCCCGGGCGAGAGAGGCCCCGCUGGUCCAGGAGGUCCUAUAGGUCAGACGGGACGCAACGGCCCCCAAGGACCACCAGGCCCUGCUGGAGAGAAAGGAGGCCCUGGAGAGAAAGGUCCCAUGGGUCCAGCUGGCCGUGACGGCAUUCAAGGUCCGGUGGGUCUUCCUGGUCCAGCCGGUCCUCAGGGGCCCCCUGGAGAGGACGGCGAUAAGGGAGAAGUUGGCGGACCCGGACAGAAGGGAAGCAAAGGAGACAAGGGUGAACGAGGUCCACCCGGCUCAACAGGUCUCCAGGGUGUGAUUGGUGCUCCUGGUCCGGCUGGCAGCGACGGUGAGCCUGGGCCAAGAGGACAGCAGGGCAUGUUUGGCCAGAAAGGAGAUGAAGGACCCAGAGGAUUUCCAGGGCUGCCGGGACCCAUCGGGCUGCAGGGCUUGCCCGGCCCUCCUGGUGAGAAGGGAGAGAACGGAGACGUCGGGCCGAUGGGUCCGCCAGGUCCUCCCGGUCCCAGAGGUCCACAGGGCCCCAGCGGAGCUGAUGGUGCACAAGGUCCCCCUGGAGGUAUUGGUUCAAUGGGAGGUGUUGGUGAGAAGGGAGAAAAUGGUGAGGCCGGUAACCCAGGACCACCCGGAGAGCCUGGUAUUCAGGGCCGUCGAGGAGAGACUGGUGAGAAAGGAGAAACCGGCCCACCCGGCGCCGCCGGACCACCUGGUGGGCGAGGACCCCCCGGAGACGACGGCCCCAAGGGAAACCCUGGCCCUGUCGGCUUCCCAGGAGACCCGGGUCCCCCUGGUGAGCCUGGUGUUGGGGGUCUUGAUGGUUUAGCUGGUGAUAAAGGUGAUGAUGGAGAGCCUGGACAACCAGGUCCUCCAGGCCCAUCUGGUGAAGCCGGAGUACCGGGGCCUCCUGGCAAAAGGGGAGCUGUUGGACCCGCAGGUCAAGAGGGAAGACAAGGAGAAAAGGGAUCUAAGGGAGAAGCUGGAGCAGAGGGACCUGUUGGGAAAACCGGACCUGUGGGACCUCAGGGGCCCCCUGGAAAAGCUGGCGCCGAGGGUCUGCGGGGGAUCCCUGGCCCAGUUGGGGAGCAAGGACUGCCUGGUGCAUCUGGUCAAGAUGGUCCUCCCGGACCUAUUGGACCCCCUGGACUUCCUGGCAUGAAAGGUGACUCCGGAUACAAAGGAGAAAAGGGUCAUCCUGGUUUAAUCGGCUUGAUCGGACCUCCCGGUGAACCCGGAGAGAAGGGAGACAGAGGUCUGCCCGGACCCCAGGGUGCUUCUGGUGGGAAGGGUGAACCCGGUCUUGGGGGUGCACAAGGUCCGCUCGGGCCUCCUGGUCCUCCUGGAAUUGCUGGUACUCAAGGACAGAAAGGAUCAAAGGGAUCAGUAGGUUCAACUGGUCAGAAGGGAGACCCUGGACUCAUAGGACCACCUGGACCCCCUGGUCCACCUGGCGACAUGAUCCAGCCGCUCCCCAUCCAGCAGCCUGGCAAAAAAAGCAGGCGGCAGGCGGACAUGCAGGGAGAUGAGGCUUUGGCGGACUACGGCAUGGAGGGGCCGGGCAUGGAGGGAAUGGACGACGUCUUCGGAUCCCUCAACAACCUCAAGCAGGACAUCGAGCGCAUGAAGUUCCCCAUGGGCACCCAGGACAACCCUGCCAGGACCUGCAACGACCUGCACCUCAGCCAGCCUGACUUCCCAGACGGUGAAUACUGGAUUGAUCCGAACCAGGGCUGCAUCGGGGACGCCAUCAAAGUGUUCUGUAACUUCACAGCAGGUGGAGAAACAUGCAUUUACCCAGACAAGAAAUCAACAGGGGUUAGAAUGUCCAACUGGCCUAAGGAAUCUCCUGGUUCAUGGUUUAGUGAAUUCAAGCGUGGCAAAAUUCUGAACUAUGUGGACGCAGGGGACAACAGCAUUAACGCUGUGCAGAUGACCUUCUUGAAGCUGCUGAGCUCCUCGGCGCGGCAGAACUUCACCUACAUUUGCCAUCUGUCUGUGGCCUGGUACGACGCCAAAGCCGACAACUACGACAGAGCGCUGCGCUUCCUGGGCUCCAACGACGAGGAAAUGUCUUAUGACAAUAAUCCCUUCAUCAAGGCGCUGAUGGAUGGCUGCUCGAUGAAGCACGGUUAUUCAAGGACAGUGUUGGAAAUCAACACACCUCGCAUUGACCAGCUACCCAUCAUUGAUGUUAUGCUGAAUGACUUUGGGGAAUCCAGCCAGAAGUUCGGCUUCGAGGUCGGCCCAGUGUGUUUCCUCGGCUAGACGAGUCCGUCUCCCCCUCCCCCCCACCAGCUGAAGGACAGGGUCAGAGAUUUAACCGUAACACCAACAUACAGAGAACCUUUAGCCACCACCUAUUCUCCCCACCAAAGUAAAAACCUGUUUUCCUUUAUUGCAAAGAAGAUCCAACAAGCUUGGAGAAAGUGAAGCGCAUGCCUUGGCCCUGCCUUAAAAGUGCUUACCAGGGGAAGGUCCUCCUCGCCCUCGUAGGGCUAGAAACACGUGACUUUUACUUGUAACAGGAGUGACAUCAGGAAAAGGACUUUUCAUACCGUGGUGGACAGUGGCAUACUUUCAGCAUUGAAAAGAGGAUCCACUCCCCCUAAGCCCCGCCCACCCCCCACCCCUCCUCACCCAAAUCCUUUUUCCUCUCUGUAUGCUCCAAGUGAUGCUCUGAAUACAACCACAGAGGUGCUUUUGUGCAGAAUCGCAAAAACACUUAAGGUGCUACAAAUAGUGCAUUUGAUGAAACUGUAAUUAAUAUUAUUUGAAUUUUGUACAUUACUGUUCCUCUCUGAAUCCAUUCGUAAACCCUUGCAUGUGCUUCUUCAGUUUUAAUUACAUUUUUGGUCAACAUUCCUAGAGUAAAUUCAUUGAGGAUAUUUAAAGCUUUCUUAGAACACGUUUGGGAACAUCAGUGGCAUACAUUUGACCAAAGCUUCAAUUUGUAAGUAUGAAUCGGUCCUUUUGUAAAUAUGAUGACUCAUAACCUCUUUCAUGAGCUUAGACAUCAACUGGAACAUGACUUUGAACUAAAAAGAAAUCUGCUAAUGUAUCCAGUAGGAAAUUAAGCCAUAAUAAAAUGAGAUUAUAAUAUAAAUAUUCUAAGAAAGGGCUUAUUCUUCCAGUUGCUAUACCUCAGUUUCCUUUUCCUAUAAAAAUCUGAACAUGUUAGACACAGUCAAGUUUACAUUUUCUGUGGUUUAUAAUUAAGAAAACUAAUAUUUUUUUGUGUUGGUAAAGUAUGUCCAAUUGUUUUCACACAGAGAGGCCCUGUGGAUAUGUCCUUUUGUAGCAAUGACCAAAAUGUUUUGAUGUGCCCUGAAUUGUUCAUUUAAAAAAAUAUAUAUUAAAAUUGGGUUCUGAAAAACAUUGGGUUGACCGUUUGUGUUGUUGGCUGUUUGAGUUCAGAAACAAGUAGUCUUCGCUUUUUGUGAUUCUGCUACAAGACUCAUAUGUCCAUCCUUUAUCCUGACAGAAAAAGAAAGAGAAGUGAUUCUUUUUUGUUUAUUUUACUGAUCCUUCCAGUUCUUUUCCAUUUGUUUUUUUUCUUCUCUCAGACUAAGAUUUGACUUGGAUCAAGAUCUGUUUGCAUCUUAACGUUCUCGGCUUAAAAAAACUCUGACAACCAAUACUAAAAAGCCACUUUUUAAAAGAACCUGUGUGUUUACAGUAUGUCUAAAACCUAUGUACAACUGCAAUAAAGGUUUGGUGCUUUGCCAAGUGCA
This is a messenger RNA of Fundulus heteroclitus (mummichog), 7307 nucleotides long. RefSeq names its product collagen alpha-1(XI) chain. The transcript is spliced from 67 exons. Bases 376 to 5841 code for a protein of 1821 amino acids. Gene Ontology annotation, molecular function: extracellular matrix structural constituent. The record is from RefSeq and is a predicted model, not a curated record. NCBI's taxonomy places the organism in Eukaryota, Metazoa, Chordata, Actinopteri, Cyprinodontiformes, Fundulidae.